Molecule: messenger RNA, 14192 nt
Organism: Phlebotomus papatasi
Lineage: Eukaryota; Metazoa; Arthropoda; Insecta; Diptera; Psychodidae
Gene: Rim
Product: regulating synaptic membrane exocytosis protein 2
Exons: 23
Coding region: 1748-7999 (2083 amino acids)
Biological process (GO): calcium ion-regulated exocytosis of neurotransmitter; intracellular protein transport; regulation of synaptic plasticity
Cellular component (GO): cytoskeleton of presynaptic active zone; presynaptic membrane
Molecular function (GO): small GTPase binding; transmembrane transporter binding
Source: RefSeq, a predicted model, not a curated record
GAAAAUCAAUACUUAGCUCUGUGACGUCAAGAGGACGGCAUACACCACAAAAGUCAUCAAAAAAGUGAUUUUCAGUGAGAAAAUUUGAGCUAGAGAACAAUUUUUGUGUAAUUCUGUGAUUUGUGGUUCAUGAUAUCUUGCAGAAAUUCAUGGGGAAAGUGUUGCAAGAAUGAUGGGAAAAAUGUGAGAAAAUGAGGGGGCGACGGUGAGAAUGUCGCGUUUGUGCAUUGGUGGAAAAUUAGGUGAAACUCACACACACACACUCAUAGUUGGAGAAGAGAUAUAUAGCCACCGAAAAAAAAAGUUGCUGAAGAAGACUUUUGCCUCAAUUGCUGGGAGCUUUUGGUGGUGGAAAAGGCAAUUUGUGAAAAUUUUGAUUUGCAAUUCGGGCAGUGCUGUGUGUGGUGCUCCUUGUGCAUCUGACGCAGUCCCAAAGCUGAGGGUACAGAGUGUGAAAAAGUGGCCGUAGUGGUGGCAGAGGUUACAGUGAAAAAUCGGGGGCUCCAUCUUGGUGUGAUUUUUUUUUCGGUGUGAAUUGUGUGGGAUUCUUUUGUCUGUUUUUUUUUUAGAGAAAUCAAAAAUUAGUGAGACUUUUUGUGUUGCCAAAAUGGAGUUUGUGGGAAAAUUGGGUGAUCUGAGAGAGUUUUGUGGAUGGAAAAAUCAUCUGGUAGAUUGAAGUUUUCCCACCCAUUGGACGUCCUUCCUGUACUCUGUCAUCGCAGAGAGGAACAAGAAAAAAAAAGAAAAGUCUGGUGAAAGCUGUGCGCGUGUGUGUGUUUGAAAAGCCCCCCCUCAGUGUCGAUUGUUGGAGAAAAGAGUGAUAAAUUUGAUUCGAAAAAGAGGAGAGGAUAGAUAAGCAUGGAGCUUUUCGAUGAGGGCGCCUGGUGGUUACCAAGCAAUACAUUUGCCCUGGCCAUCAGAGUGAUUGGCGUGAUGCUGGUGGCUGGAUGCGUUUGAGGACAAGUGAAUGGUGUCUGGGGGGCAUCUCAGAGUGCCAUCCGUGUUUCUGGGAUAUGGUGAGAAAGAGGAAGAAACACGGACAUGAUGGAAAAGCGAUGACAAUGCCCAUCGCCAUAUUUUUACUGGCCCAUGGAUUUCUCACCUGCUGAGUUGGAAGUUCUGGGUUCAUAGCUGGACACAAGCUCAACAAUUUUUGGCUGCACCAGCCACACAGCACCUCCCCCCAAAAAAAAUCUCCUUAUAACCAACAAUUGCAUCUCACUAAAGUGUUCUAUUCUUCUGUUACCAUCGAGUGUUGUGUGUGUGAAGAAAUUUGUGCUACGGAAAAAUUUCCCAUUUGUUUUUUAGCUAUAAAGAAGGGAAAUUUGCAAGAGGGAGAGACAAAAAGCCUUUCAUGCUGAAGAGAUUGCAGAAACAAGUGCUUUUCUUCACAAAAAAAUUCAGCAAACAUCAAAAGCUCCAACAAUCUUCUUUCUAGGUGCUCCCCCUGGAAGGAGUGGCUAAAGUGAAUGUUGGAACAACAACUAAACACACACACCAUAAAUUGUACAGAAGAAUUUGGUACAAAUGUCCGAAAAGUGCAGUGAUUUUGAGGACUUAGACUCUGUGAAUGGACACUAUAAAGUACAGGUGGCUAAUAGUGUAAGUGUUGCGCAUGAAAUUGCGCACUUUUUUCCACGACACGCACAAACUAUGACCACGGUGGAUGUUUGAGAAGAGAUUCUUGGUGACACUGUGAGUGUGAGUGGCGAGGAAGAAGGUUACUAAAGUGAUACCAUUAGUCGAGAUGGCAGAUAUGCCGGAUCUAUCGCAUCUGACCGCUGAGGAGCGUGCCAUCAUUGAGUCGGUCAUGAUGCGUCAAAAGCAGGAGGAGGAGCGCGAAAAUGAGAUCAUGAGACGGAAGCAGGACGAAGUAGCCGUCCUGGAAGAUACAAUAAGACACAGAGCGGAGCAGCAGAAGAAGGCUGGCGUGGAACUUGAUGCCACCUGCCACAUUUGCCUCAAGACAAAGUUUGCCGAUGGCAUCGGACAUAUUUGUCACUAUUGCAGCAUAAGAUGUUGUGCCAGAUGUGGUGGAAAAGUCACCCUUCGGAGUACCAAGACGAUAUGGGUUUGCAUUUUGUGUCGGAAGAAGCAGGAGCUUCUGUCGAAGACUGGUCAGUGGAUUCACAAGAACACUGUGGCAGAUGGAUUGCUGAGGAAUCGUAUGGAAUCAGAUAUGGCACAUGAACAUUUUCAGAUGGGCCUCGAUCCACACGAUCCUUCGGAUAAACGCCCAAAGCUAGAGAGGGCACGUAGUGCUGCAGAGAAGGAGAAUCUUCCGCUACAGCGAUCUGGAAGUAUGUUGAGGCGUCAAUAUUCACAGCAGGAGCAGCCUACGCAUAGGAUGGGAGACAGUGCGGCAGAUCUCAUAAGUCCCGGACAGCGACGUAUGCAGCCACAAUAUCCGGGCAUGCAGCCCUAUCCCGGACAGCAGGCAUAUGGGAUGCAGCAGCAGCCCAUGGGCUCCAUGAUGGGCCAUCAGUCGCAAUCGCAGCAGCCUAUGCAAUCGCAACAGGCGAUGCAGAUGCAAUCACAGCCGGGAAUGUAUCCCGAGGAUGAUCCUCGAUUUUACCAGGGCGAAAUUGAUGGUUUAAUGAGGCAACAUCCGCACUUGGUGCACCCGAAGCAACAGCAACGCUUUGCCGCACAACAGCCGCAACUGCCUCAUCAGCAGCAGAGCCUGAUGGACGUUCCCAAGAAGCAUAAGAGACCACUUGGUGGUCCAUACUUAACUCAGCAGCGCUCCUUCAGCAGUUCCGAGGAGGAUCUUCGGUCAACGCCGGAGUUUGAAGCGGGACACGGGAAAGUGCUUGAGUCUCAUUCGCGUCUCCUGACUUCAUCAUCGGUGGUCCAAGGCAGUGACAUCCAUCCACCGGGCAGGUUGGAUGUCCAUCAUCGCAACACGUACAAUCGCACGAAUCACAACCGGCAGGUGCCGGGGCAUCACAAUCCGCAAAUAAUUGUGGGCGAGGUGGCGGGCACAUCUUUUGGUGGCAGCAGCAGUGUCACGCCCACCACCACGUCUACAUCCUCCGCGUCCACCCAGAGCACCUACGACAGGUACACUAGUGAACCGGAUCCGUACUGGGAGGACACGGCGGACAGUCGACGCUUCACGGAACGCAGAAAGAAAACCGUACGAUUCGACAGGCAAGAUUCGGAGGAUUGGAGUGUGUGGGAUGCUGAACGUCAGGGCAGUCAGGAUUCAGCCACUAAGGAUUCUGGCAUUGACACGAGCAGCACAUUUACCAGUAGUGAAGAUUCCAAUCGUGGAGAUGGCACAAAGAAUCCAGUUAGUUGGCAAGUGUCAGCAGAUGGGAGUCGAAUGAUUGGGCACAUGAUUCUAAGAAAGAGCGUCGAUGGGGCGGAUGUGUUGGGACUAAAAGUGGCUGGUGGGGUUCCUUUAGCAGGCGGUGGACGUGGUGCCAUCAUUGACCAAGUCAAACGUGGCUCAAUAGCCGAUCAGGAGGGUUAUAUAAAACCAGGAGACGAGGUAAUUGAGUGGAAUGGCCGAACAUUGCCUGGCAAAACAGCCCAAGAGGUAUACGACAUUGUUUUCGAGGGACGCCACGAUCCUCAAGUCGAGUUGAUCGUGUCGCGUGUGAUCGCAGCUAACCGUCAGGCUGCCCAGGCAUCGUGGCGCCAAUCUCACUCACCUGUACGCACACAUCAGCCAGAAAUCUACGAUAGACGUGAUAAACCUAGUGUCUUGGUGACGUCACCGGGUUCACCGGAUCUUCACAGUCUCAAUCGUGCCACAGCGACGAGAUACGCCAAUCGUCUAACACCCGCCGGACCACUUCCGUACGAUCCCAACGUCGGUGGACGGAUUCAAGUGAAGCUGGGCUUCGAGGCUCCUAGUCUUCAGCUGAUCGUCACGAUCAUCUGUGCAGCUGGACUGACUGUGAGAGCCAACGGCGUUGCUCGCAAUCCCUACGUUAAGAUUUUUUUACUGCCUGGCUCCGACAAAUCAAAACGACGAACGAAAACACUCGCCAGUACGUGUGAUCCACGGUGGGGCCAAACAUUUGUAUAUUCGGGCCUUCGGCGGGCCGACCUACAUAAUAGAUUGCUGGAGAUCACGGUUUGGGAUUACGUUCGAUACGGUGCCAAUGAUUUUUUAGGUGAAGUCAACCUCGAACUGGGAAACCAUCCGCUUGACGACGAGGCGGAAUGGUAUAUUUUGCAGCCACACCAGGACUCACCCAAUCAUACUUUGCGUAAAGAUGAUCCAAAUGAAAUGGAAAGCAUAUUAACCCCCACUGAUCAUUUGUCACCACCAAGUACGACGUCUCGUUUAAGCGAUUCGGAUACAUCUGAAUGCGAUAUUGAUGGCAUUACGGCUGGCCGGGAUGGUGCUAGUUUGUCAUCUUUAGGGAGUUCAUCAAGUCCUCCACCUGAGAUCGAUUUGCACGAGGUGCGGCGUUCGAGGCGUGACAUGUCACCACAGGGCCGGAAGCGAGUGGCCGGUAUGGUUUCCCGUGAUUAUCGCACCGUCUCAGGGGUGGGUCAGACGUAUCAUAAGCAGCAGGAGUCGUACACGAGGCGCAAUGGAGCAGCUGCAAUGAGUCAGCGUAGUCAUUCGGCAGCACCAAGUGAAAACUAUCGCAGUGGUAGCCCAAGGCGGGGAUCGCUCUCUCCACCUGAUGACAGAUAUGACUAUCCCGUUCUUCCAACACAUUCUUAUGCUCCACGAUUUCAAUCUAGAUCGGCAACAGCCACACCAACAGGCUCACCCAAGAAGCGCCAACUGCCACAGGUGCCACAUUCGUCGCGCAAUGCGACAAUCAGGGAGAGACUUGCACAAGACUUUGAUGAACGUCCUGGUGGUGGGCGUUUUGCGCGCCAUCGGGUGCGUCAUACGCAGCACCAUCAGCAGACGUACAGGAGCACGGGAAUGGGUGGCUGGGAACGUCACUAUACGGGACUGUCGGACAGUGAUCUGGCCAUGCAUUCGAUGGAGCCUAGACUCAGACCUAGGCAUUCAUUGUCUCCGGACAAGGAUUUCAUGGGCGAUUUUGGUGAUUCGGACAUGGAAUCAGUGGUCAGUGUGACAUCGAGUGCAUUCUCCACGCAAUCGGAGAGACCACGAGGAUCACGAGGGCUGAGCGCCCAUCGAAGUGGGAAGAAGCAGCGAGAGUUUCCCCUAAAUUGGCAUACAGCUUCUGUUAGUUCCCUUCCUGGGGAGUUCAAAUAUCACCCAAAUAGAUUACCUAUCAAUAGUCGAAAACUUGAUCGAACUACUUCGAUAACUUCUGCAAUUGCUAGAGAACUUUUAGAUAGUAGGUUGACUAGUUCUCAGAUCUUCACUCCUCAAACUGAAACUACUCCACAGCUUCCUUCGCAAAAUCCUCCCUUGAUACCAAGGCAAAUAAAUCCUAUUGAAAACCAAGUUCUAGCGUCGUCAUUUCCGGAUCAAAUAAUUCUGCAUCAGACUCCGGGAAGGUUCAGUUUCCACCAAGAACGUUACAAGAACGGACGAUCUGUUUCUAAUCAAACUAUCUCAAUUUUGAAUAAUCAGGACAAUCAGAUUAUCUUAAAGUCUUCAUAUUCCGAUCAGAAUCUUCCUUCUAUGUUCUGCAAUCAAGAGAAAGAUCCUGGUGAAAUUCUUAUCUCUAGUCAGUUUUACAAUUCCACCGGUAACUCCUCCAAUCAAACUGUUCUGAAAACCAAAUCAGGAUCUAUAACUUGUAUCAGUAACCUUGAGAGACCCGAGAAUUCUUCGGUACCUAUCCUAUCUGAUAUUCCUCAAAAGUAUCCUGAGUUUCGACCCCUCCCUGGGGAUUUUCCCCUUCCGUCUCGGGAGGAAGUCUUUGGGAGGUAUUCUCUGCAAAAUUCCCCUACUGAAAGAAAUCCCUGGGUUUUGUGCAACAAAUGCGAAUGGGAAGAAAAGCCACCAUUUGCUGAGAUGCCUUUUGAAGGGGUUCGUCUUAGUAGAUCUCAUUCCUUGAUCUCUGAUGAUCAAAUAAUAGAUAUUGAGUAUGAUUCCGACACCGGAUGGAAGAGGAAACGUGUUCAUAAAAAUGUUUUCUACAAACUUCCUCAAGAAAUUAAAGGUAUUCCUCGAGAAUCUUCCAAGCAAACUUUACUCAAAGUUACCAAGGACGAAGAUGACGAUAAGAUGGAUACCAAAUCCGAAGAACAAGAUCAAAUUGAAGCAAUAAAAGACGUUCAUGAAGAGGAGGAUCAAGAAAUUCCCAAAUUUUCUGAAGAGAAAACUUCUGAUCAAGUCGAACUCAAUUUCAAAGAAUAUUUUCCCAUUGCUGCAAGAACUGCAGAAGUCUCUAAGCAAAAUACUGAUACUGACUCUAUAAGAUCUAUUAUUGACGAAGUUAGAACUCAGUUGCUAGAAAAACCUUCAAUGACAAAGUUCCUGAGUGAUGAGAGUUGCAAGGGUGCUUCCGGGAGUGAAGAUAAUACUGGAAGUGGGUCUGAAGGUCAGAAGAAACUCAAUAAAUAUAUCCGGGAAAAGGCUAUUGGGUUCGAAAAUCAGAACUCGCAUGAUGACGAGAGCCUUCCGAAGAAAUCUAAUCGGAAGGCUCAAACUGUCCAAGCGGAGUCUGAAGAAAAGCAUUCCGGAAAUGACGAAGAAAUCUUUCAGAAAUGUUCCACUUCAGGUGCUUCCAAGGAAGACAUUCCAAAUUCCGACGGGGAUGAUGAUGUUUUUGAAGCUCCCUUUUCGCGUGGUAGAAAUUCCUCCUUCAAUGGAAUUUCUGCCAAGAGAUCUUCGAGAUUUACUAAGCGACGAUCUAGCAGCUUGGACGAAUUGUCUACGCUGCAGAAGAUCGUGGCUCAGAUGACCCAAAGAACUAAUGAUCGAAGUUCAGUCAGUAUCAAUGAGACCCCAGAGUAUUUCCACUAUGAUAAGUCUCCUGUAGUUAGUAAGCGAUCCAGUAGAUGGGCUAACAAUGCUUCUCGUUCUUCUUCCUCCCCAUCCAAAUCCCGUGGUCGUGGUGUUGCCCUGCUGCAAACAAAUCCCAAACGUACUUCCCUGAAAACUCCACGGCGCAGCGGGGAGUACGAUGUGAGGGAGCGACGGAGAGAGGGCAAUGGUAAUGGACGCAGUGCCUUCCGGCAGCGCGAUCGCGAUCGGGAUCUAAGUGAUCGUGAGCAGAGAGGAGAUUCCCAGCAGAGCUCCUUCAAUCGUAGCACCUCGACAGCCGAAGGCACGAUUGAAGAUAAGAUUGAUGGAAGCCUGAGUGACACAGCGGUGGGUCUUCAGGGUUCAUUGGAUACUUCGAGACGGAAACCGGAACAACGAUCCCCGAAAAGUGAAACACCAAUUCGCGAACGUGAGCAUUUUGGUGCGGGAAUGGGGAAGAAAAGUAACUCCACAUCCCAACUCUCUGCCACCGGUCGGAAGAGACGGUUGGGGUUUGGAAAGAAGGGUAAGAAUUCCUUUACGGUGCAUCGGAGUGAAGAGGUGCUGCCUGGUGAGAUGCGUGGCGGGCUCUCGAGAGGCUCGUCGGCCUCCAGUGACGGCGAGGGAAGUGGCGAUGGCGACAGGUGGUCUCCGUCCCUGCGAACGACGGACGGGGGGCAACUGUCGGAUUUCAUCGAGGGUCUCGGGCCAGGACAGCUCGUAGGGCGUCAAGUUUUAGGCGCUUCAGCCCUCGGGGACAUACAACUUUCCCUCUGCCACCAGAAAGGCUACCUUGAGGUGGAAGUGAUUAGAGCCAGGGGACUUCAGGCACGUCCUGGCUCUAAAGUGCUUCCGGCACCGUACGUUAAAGUGUACUUAGUGUCGGGAAAGAAGUGCAUUGCCAAAGCCAAGACAACGACGGCCAGGAAGACACUCGAUCCACUUUAUCAGCAGCAACUUUCUUUCCGGGAACCAUUUGCAGGAUGUAUUUUGCAAGUGACUGUCUGGGGUGACUACGGGCGUAUCGAGGGCAAAAAAGUGUUCAUGGGGGUGGCUCAAAUAAUGCUGGAUGAAUUAAAUUUGUCCAAUAUUGUCAUCGGGUGGUACAAAUUGUUUGGCACCACAUCACUGUAAUUGCAAAUUUUACAACCAAACUGUGGCAGUGAUUGAUUUUUUUGUCUCAACGGAGGAGAAAAUGCAUCAUUUGUGAAAUUUAUAUUGAUCUUGUGUAAAUAAUUUAGAAAAAAAAAGAGAGAAAAGAUAAGAUUAAAAAACUUAUCUUAAAUCUUAAGAUGUUUUAGAGAGAUGAGAUGAUGAAACCAUGAAAAAAAGCCUUCCACUACUUACAUUUUAUAUACAUUGAAGAAAAAAACUUACGAAAAAAAAUGGUAAAUGAGAGUGUAAGACAUUUUACACUAAAAAUGGCAUGAAAUAGACGAAAAAACUGGAUUUUGAGAGAUAUAAAAUAAGAGAUAAGAUGACUAAAAUGAACUGCAAGUAUUUUUUCCUUCUUCAAUAUCGCAAGAAAAGCGCUUUAUAUACAAGAAAAGGUAUAAGAAAGAUUGCACUAAAAGAGAAGAAUUAUUUUUUUGAAAGCUUAUAUCAUUAUAUUUGCAGAAGAAUACAUAAAUUUCUAGAGAAAAAAAAAACUAGUGCAGGAAGUAAAUAUUGGAGUGAAUACAGUUGAAGAAAAACUUUUAAAAAAUAUAUUAAACUAUAUGAACUAAAAACAAGGGUGAAAAAAUACACGGAGAUGAACUAAUUUGCCUUAAGCUUUAUAUAAAGAAAAAAAGAUUUGUUUUAGAUAAGUUGAUGAAAAAAAUUAAAGAAAGAUGAAUAACGAAUUCGUUGGAGAAGCUAAAAAAAUAGCAAAACCUAUAAAUUAGCUUUGAUUGUUGCGUAAUCCAGAGAAAUAUUAAAAAAAGGAAAUAUUCUUUAAGAACUUAAAAAGAAAAAUGAAUGAAAAUUCACCAAAUGUUUCUGCUUGCAGUGUAAACAAGCUUAAUUUCUAAAUUUCAAUCAAGAGAGAAAGAAAUUUAAUUUAUUUUUUACCAAAAGAAACCUUAUAGGAAAGAAAGAAGUUGCAGGAACCGAAGUGACAGAAUAAUUGGUUAAAGAGGGGACAUGAUUAGCUCUAUCCAGUCUAUAUUUACUAAAAAAAAAUAUAGCUGGAGAACAAAAAUACGGAGACAUAAAACGCCAAACCAUAUCCACAAAAAAAACUUUGAAAAAAAAAAACUAGAUAAAAAAUACUAUAAAUAAUAAAAAAAAAACUUAGUAUAAUUAGGCGUAAGUGAUACAUAAAAUAUACAAAAAAGCUUCUUGGGAAUUGACAGAAAUAUUAAAUUAAAAGAGAAAUAAAUUAUUACUACCUUUAUUAAAGAGAAUGAUAAAACAAAGAAAAAAAAAUAUCUAAAUUAAGCAUUAAAUUAAACUAACCCUAUUGUCAUAAAAAAUUAAAGAAAAAAAAGUGAGAGAACAAAGAUUACAUUCUCUUUAGGAAGUAUAAUAAUUCAUCCACAAAAAAACAAAAAUUUCCUUCAACAUUUUACACCUCUGCAUGAAAAAAAACUACAAAUCACCUAUUAAAAAGCUUUUUCUACAGUAAAAUACAAGAAAAAAAAAACAAAACAAAUAAUACAAAAAAAAAUUACGAAAAAAAUACAAAAACUCAGAGUACAUCAAAUCUCCUUCCACAGUUCACAAUCUUUAUAUUUAAUAAAAUAAACUCCCUCUAAUCAAAGAAGAUAUUUCCAUUAAAUAGUUGUGCAAAAGUUACCAAAUUCCAAAAAGUCUCUCUCUUUCAGAAACAAAAAAAACCUUGCUCAUUUUGCAUUAAUUAAUAUCCCCUUUGCCACGUCAUUGCCGCGUACAGAACAGAACACUCAUUGCGAGAUGUGUUAAAUCAAGUAUAAGAGAUACUUAAACGUAAGACAAACUAAUGUUCAGGUUUCUACAGGGAAAUUUGUGGAAAUAAACAUAAAAAAACGAAAAUUAUUCAUUUUUUCUCAGUGUUUCCUUUGCUUUCCUGCAACUGUUGGGAACGUUUAUCCAAGACACCAACCUAUUUUGAGAUCUCGUGGAGAGGGUCUAAAAUGUUGUUAAGUAUACCAUAGUCAGAAUCUGUAUAAAAACGAAAAGUUUGAAUGAAUAUUUAAACAUGUGUUUUUGACCUGAUUUAGAUUUAUCUGGUUCAAAUCUAAACCAGGUUAAAGAUCGUUUAUGCCCUUAUCUCUAUUUUCGAAUUUCCCAAAUUAGAGAGGGUGCUCAAUUACCCUUUUUUUUACCCUAUCUCCGUUUUUAUUUGAUUUCUAAAAAUUGAACUUCAGUUAGCUUUAAUGUAUGAUCGGCACCUGAGUUAUAAAUUAAAAGAAAUACAGUAUAAAUACGGAAAUACUGAAAUACACAAAAUAUUAAAAAAUUAAGUAAAAUAAUAGAGGUCGCAGUGUUCCAGCUUUGCGGAAUGUUCGAACUCACGUUAUACAAUUUUCCGUAAAUAUGUUUUCUGCACUGCUUUUAUGUCUUAAUACGGACUUCAGACAUAAGGUUUAGCCAUAUGGCUCAAUUUCUCUAAUUUCUCAUCUGACGUUUUUUUUUGGAAAUAUUGUUUUAAGAAUCUAUUUAAUUUUGAAAAACCAAGAAAAUGCUUGUCUUUUGGAGUUUCAAGACUUUACGAAACUGGGUAAAACCUUUAGCCUAAAACUCGUAUAACUAACACUUUACUAUGGAUUUAAACAGGUUCAUAAAUUAUUAGAAAAUGGUCUACAAAAUUAAAAUUCCUAAUUUAGUGGAAAUUUUUUAAAAAAUAGUUGCUUUUUUAAUGAUAUAAUUUUAUUCCGAUAUAAUGGUAUAAGUUUUUAAGUCAUUUUCGAAAAUUUAAAAAAAAAAUCUGGAGCUGCUUUCGAAAUUAAGCUUAAGUUUAACCAUAUCAGUCGGAUGUUAGGCCCUGCAGAGUUUCAGAAAAAAAUCCAUGAGGUUCGAGAAUAAUAAAGGACUCUGUGUGCUCACAGUCGUAGUUAAAUUCUCCAAAAGUGUCUUGGCUAGAAUAUUAAUAGAACUAUUUUUCAAAAUGUCAUUGAUAUUCCGAAAAUUCAAACUGAAUAUCGAAUUUUCAUAUUAAAAAUUUCCAUGAAGUUACUGAAAUUUAUGCAUUAUCACAGUAGCGAGAUAUCAAAGGAGUUACUAAGUGAUUGUGGAGGGAUUUAGUAAUGAGACAGGAAUAUUUUUUCAUUUACCUUACAUAGUGAAAAGUGUCAUUUGUUGGGCUUUCGAUACUAAUUUUCGAAAACCUUUUUUUUUAUUUUGAAAAGGCUCUUUAAAGACUCUUUAAAGGGAUUUUUAAUAUCUUUUGUUGUUCUUGCGUAAUUUAUUUUCUUAAAUAUCCAGACAGUAUCCUCAAGGUGACUUAAAAUAGGUUGGUGUCUAGGGUAACUAUAAUAUUUUUAAAUUAACAAAUAGAAAUAGAGAUAAAUUUUCAGUGAAAUAAAAACUAUUUUUAUUAUCUGUCUAAUUGUUUCACUUUAAUUGUUAUUUAUUUUUCAAAUAAUUUUAAUUAAAUCUCAGAGAGAUUUUGCAAACCAACGAACUACAGAAUUGUUUAUUUCGACAAAGUUGUACCAUGUGUCAUAUCUAAAAUACAUGAAAAGCUUAUUAAAUAUUCAGAGAGAUGAGAGAAUGGAGUUACAUUUAGAGUGACUAAAGAAUUUUGUAAGAUAAAAAAAAAACUCUCAAGAUUUACCUAAAAAAAACACUCCUUAAAAAAGUAAAGUGCAAGAAAGUUCAUAUUAUCGCUAAAAUAAUUCAUUGUCGUUUGAAGAAUACGAAGAACUGACGCAAAUAUUCGCUAAAAAAAUCUCCCUGAAAAAUAAAAGAAAGAAGCUCUUUUUCCAAAAGGAGAAGUUUUCUGUCAGAUUUCAGGGAUUUAAAUCAUUGUUUUCAUGUGUAUAAAAUGCAUUUCGAAAGAGAACCAAGUACUUGUAAUUAAAAAUUUUAUUGAUGAAUAUUCAUGAGAAGGUACACCAAUUGUUACGAUGACAAUUCUCCUUUUUGCAGGUGAAAUUAUUUAGGAUUUAUUUGAAAUGGUUGAAUUUUGAUUUCAAGUUCUAAUAUUGAUAUCUUUAUUGAAAUUUAUUCCAUUGCAUUUUGUGUUUGAGAUCCUAAGCUAUAUUCUUUUGUUGAUUGGGUCUAGUAGAUAACAAAAAUGCUUACGGUUUUGAUUUGAAUUUACUUGUACGCCCGUAAUCUGGGUCAAACCGUUUUGUCAUUUCAUGGGACUUUGAUGAUCGUAAGUCCUAUUCUGAUUAACCGAUUUAAUUCUACUAAAGGUUUUAGUCAAAGACCUUCGAUUGAUUGUCAAUUCUCUAGAACUAGUGAAUAAUUGGAUGAAGAACUGGCGUGACGUGUAUUGAUAGGGGACUUUCCGGUGGUGGCCAGUGAAUUUGAAGUCACUUCACAAAGAAAAACACUUCUUCAAUCUUUCCCAGAGCUUUCGGUCCUGGAUGUGGACCUUCUUCAGUGGUCGACUAAACUAUGUGUUUUGUACUUUAUAAGUAUCGUUAUUUUGUGUUGGAUUGGACAAUAUUAUCACUUUCAGUUUAUCAAUUGAGAAGGCUUUUUUAGAAAAUUGUUUUCACUGAUUCUCAACUUUUGAGCAAUUUUUCUUUAGGUACUGAUAUGAUGACAUCAUAUGAUGACUAGAAUGCUUCUAUCUGUAUGAAAAAUGCAUUAAUGUUGCGCUUAAGAAAUCCUCCAGAAAUCAAAAUGUUCACAUUUAAUAGAAAUUUGCGCAAAAAACGGUAAUCCUUGAUUCUAAAUCCUAAUGCCCUAGACACACUUACGACUUAAGCCCAGAGACGGUUUAACGGAGUUAUAAUAAAAGUAAUGAUCAGAUUACAUUAUCUUCAGUUUCUGACUAAUUCGUCUCUCGGCUUAAGCCGAGAAACGGCUAUAUUAGAAAUAUUCAUAAAUAUAAAAUCCACGAACUUCUCUCGUUCUUAGAAUCGAUGCCAUUUCGAAGGCCUUUACCAUUCACCAUGAAAGAAUUAAAUCGGUUCAGUAGAAUUUGAACUACGAAAACUUAAGUACCAAAAACUGUCACAAACAAAUAUGCCCACUUUAAGGGAAUAAAAGCCUUUAUUAGUUAAAAUCGAAAGCAUUUUAGUCACAUUGGGACCCAACCAAUAAGAAAAAGGGCCUGGAUUUAAUUAUUUCAUUUAUUUAUUUAAAUAUUUAGAUAAAAUUCUAUUUGUUCCUCUCCGAAAAUAUUGCAUCCUCUCCUCCAUUGGGCUCAGAGAGAGACAUGCGAUGCCCUUUCGGAUGAUUCAAAAAGAUUUUUUUAUUUUUUUAAUUGCAAAAGUGAUUAACAUCGAGUCAAAUGUAAAUAUAGAGAAAAAAAAAACACACAAAAAAAUCGUAGAAAAAAAACUUUCUUAUCUUACCAAAAAGUAAAAAGAAAAGAAAUUGUCUCUAGUGUGUAAAAAUUUUUACCGAAAGAAAAUGAGAGUAAAUUUUCAUAUACUUGGGACAUCUCUAACCGUGAUAUUAGCGCCAAUGCCCCAAAAAAAACAUUGCUAAAGAAAAAAGUAAAAAAAAAGAUAUCCUGUAAAUAUAGAUCAAUGGGUAAGAAAGAGAAUAGAAGAUCGUUGGGGAUGGAUUCUAGAGCAGCAAAGUUCAGCCAGAACACACUGAGAAAUUCCUUCAUUUGUUGGGUGUGUGUUCGCAAUCACGAUGGCCUAUUUGUCACACUUUAUAUGUUGCAUUUUAUUACUAAAAAAGAAAAGAAAAAGUAAAAGGAAAGAUAGCAGAUAAAAAUUGAGAAAUUAGAAAUUUUUCUGUACAAUUUGAUCUUAAACGAUUUCUCUUAACUUAAGUGAAACCCAAAGCCAAGGAAAACCUUUCGAAGAAAAACCAUUAAUUAAAAUGAGAGAGAGAUACAUAGAAAAACAAAUUUAAUGAAGAAAAUUUAUUGUUUUUUUUUUUUUGUAAAUUGUAGAAUGAUGACACUUGAGCAGAAAAUUUUUGUGAAACAAAAAAUAUGUUGAAGAAAAUACUUGAGAAAAUAUUGAUGUAAUUUUAAUAAAUUAUGAAUUUGUAAAAUCGAACCACAAUGGAAUAUAUUUCAAAUCAUAUACCUUGCCUUAUAGUAUACAAAAAAAAGAAGAUUAAAAAAAAACUAAAAAAAAACACACAAGAAAUGAACGGAAUUACAUCCAGAAGUGAGAAUAAGAUCUUUCUAAAAAGAUGGAAACAAAUUCACCGAAUUGUACAUUUUUUCUAUGAACUCCCUUCUCUGUGAAUGGAUCUCAUAGUUUAGCAAAAAAAAAACAAA